AUGUUCAAAUUUGACUUUCAGAUCGAGGACAUCGACGACGAUGAAACGAAUAUUUUGUCUGCGUCAACGCCUCAACCACAGGAGGACAAGCCUACGCUCGGAGAAAAUUCAUUCGAAGAACAUCUACUGAAGGAUCUUUUAAACCGCCUACCUUCCCGUAUAUCAUACUCGCCUCUACACGUCCCUCUGACGGGUGGGAGAUCUCUGACACUCGUCCGACGUGACCUCUUUGAUGCCCGAUUCCAGUUGAUAUCAGAAGGAACUGGCGAAGAAGCACCCGCGCUUGUAUAUCUAGAUGCCCCAUCCGACCUGGUGCCAGGCGUAUACGAGGGUGGGCUCAAGACCUGGGAGUGCAGCCUCGAUCUCGUACAGUACCUUGAUACUGCUUUGCCUGACGAGACAUACAGAGGAAGACGGAUUCUCGAGCUAGGCUGCGGUACGGCCGUUCCAUCGCUAUAUAUCCUACGAGAGCUCUUUUCUUCUACUCCAACUGCCCCCCAAAAAGGGGCCCACGUCCACUUCCAAGAUUUCAACCUCUCUGUGUUGGAAUUAGUCACGCUACCAAACAUUCUCUCAACCUGGUACGCAUCCCCAGCCUCCCUCACUUUCCGUUGUGAACAAGGCUCCGACGACGACCUUCCAACCCCAAUCGACCCCUCAACCCCCUCCGAGCUCUCCAUAACACCCGAGCUUAAAUCCGCCUUUCUCACCUCUCUCCUCGAUCACAACCUCUCUAUUCGCUUCUUCUCCGGAUCUUGGUCUGACUUUGACCACCACGGUAUAGGCGGGAAGUACGAUAUCAUAUUAACCUCCGAAACGAUCUACAGCACCAGCAGCCUUCCUUCCCUCGUCGAUACGAUGCAAUCUGCCUCUGCCACUGGCGGGGACAAGCCUCUGAACGCGCACACCUCACCUCAGCUGACAAUGUCCCAAAGCAUUGUACCUGCCAAGUAUCUGUGUCUCGUAGCGGCGAAGGUGUUGUACUUUGGAGUUGGAGGUGGGGCGUCAGAGUUUACAAAACUCAUCGAAACACCCGCGAAUACAACCGGCCGCUCACGGGGCAAAGUCGAGACAGUUUUGGAGCGAAAGGUUGGGGUAGGAAGAAAGGUUAUGAGUGUCCAGUGGGCGUAACAUACCCUAUAUACUCACCAGUUUGUCAACGGCCACCAUGUCUACCACAUCCGUUUACAACGAGCGCGAUUUCGAAGCG
This is a messenger RNA of Laccaria bicolor S238N-H82, 1210 nucleotides long. RefSeq lists its product as uncharacterized. Gene Ontology annotation, molecular function: protein-L-histidine N-tele-methyltransferase activity. Gene Ontology annotation, biological process: peptidyl-histidine methylation, to form tele-methylhistidine. The transcript has 4 exons. The record is from RefSeq and is a predicted model, not a curated record. Bases 1 to 1131 code for a protein of 376 amino acids. NCBI's taxonomy places the organism in Eukaryota, Fungi, Basidiomycota, Agaricomycetes, Agaricales, Hydnangiaceae.